AUGCGGGCCAUCCAGUCUCGAACCCUGCCGCUGCUGGCUACACUUGCAGCCACAGUGCUCGCCCGGCUUCAGACUGACGAGAACUCAACUCACAUUUCUCUCAAUAACGACCACCUCAGUGUUACCCUCGCCAAAUCAAGCGGUCACAUUAUUGAUCUCACGCUUGACGGCCAAGACCUGCUCGGUCCCGCCAGCGGAAACAGCGGGAAAGGCCCCUACCUGGACUGCAGCUGCGUCCCAUCUGGCUUCUGGACCCCCGGAGGCAGCAACAAAGCAAACGUCCAGUUAAUCAAUGGAACCGACUCUGAAGGAGUCGCCUAUGGCGGACUCAUCAUGAGCGAUACGUACGCAUCCACGAACCAGACUCUCUCGCAGUACUUUUUUCUUCGUGAUGGCGAAACCGGUCUACAUGCUUUCUCGCGUCUCACGUACUUCAACCCGGAGACCCCUUUCCUUCGAGGUCUCGGCGAGAUGCGAACGCUCUUCCGUCCGAACACCAAGCUCUGGACUCAUUUCUCGACCAGCGACACGAACUACGGCCCGAUGCCGUCCUCAGAUGCAAACUCCAAGGGCGUCACUGUGCAAGACGCAACUACCUACCUGGGCAGCACCCCCGACGACCCCUACGUGAAGCAAUACUCCGACUACUUCACCAAGUAUACUCUGGCCGAGAGCUGGCGCGCACACGACGUCCACGGCCACUACGCCGACGGAUCCCAGAGCACGGAUGGAAGCACGUUCGGCGCGUGGCUGGUGCACAACACCCGGGAAAGCUACUACGGUGGACCCCUGCAUUCGGAUCUCGUCGUUGACGGUAUUGUGUACAACUACAUGGUCUCGGGACAUCACGGUGCGCCGGUCCCGAAUAUCACCCAUGGGUUUGAUCGGACCUGGGGACCGCAGUUCUAUUAUUUCAACAAGGGAGAAGCGGGAACGAGCAUGGCUGAGUUGCGGGCCAACGCGGCGCAGUUUGCGGACCCGGAGUGGAACGCGCAGUUCUAUGAUGAUAUUGCGCGGCAUGUACCGAACCUGAUUCCUUCUGGUGGCAGGACUGCGUUUUCGGGGAAAAUUAAGCUGCCCAAGGGAGCGAAACGGCCUAUCAUUGUGCUCUCGGAGAAUAAACAGGACUUUCAACUCAAUGUGUUCGAGACCGAGUCAAAGCAGUACUGGGCGGAGAUCGACGCGUCUGGAAAAUUCAGCAUUCCUCGGGUCGCGAAGGGUACAUACAGAGUUACUGUCUACGCGGACGGUGUCUUUGGCUGGUAUAUCAAGGACGAUGUACAGGUCAACGGGCGUCGAGACUGGAGUUUCACCUGGAAAGAAGAGACCGCAGGAAAGGAGAUCUGGCGAAUCGGUGUCCCCGAUAAAUCAGCCGGCGAGUACCGUCAUGGCUACGAGGUCGACGAAUCAAAGAGUCUGCAUCCCGAACAAUACCGGAUUUACUGGGGGCAGUAUGAUUUUGUGGACGACUUUCCCAAGAGCGUGAACUUCGAGGUCGGGAAGAGCAAAGAGUCCGAAGAUCUGAAUUACAUCCACUGGUCAUUUUUCCCUGCAAACGGGAAUCGUCUUCGCAAUGAGUCUGUCUACGAGAACGUGAAUAACUGGACCAUUGCGUUCGAUCUCUCCAAAAGUCAAUUGUCCCGUGCCAGAACGGCUACAUUCACCGUGCAAAUUGCCGGCACCAAGACAGCCAACGGAAAUUCGAAAUGGUCGAUUAUCGAUCAUCCAUAUAGCAAUCUCCCAUGGACAGUCAAUGUCAACGACGGCAGCUACGAGUCCACCUGGUGGAUCCCUUACUUCCGCAGUGGGUCUUGCGGUGUGCGCAGCGCUGUGGCGUGUCAAAACAUCGAGCACAAGUUUGUGUUUCCGACCGCAAAGCUGAAGCAGGGAAAGAACCAGUUUGUCUUGAGUUUGCCAUUUAAUGCGUCAAGUGUUGAGACGGCCCUCUUGCCGGAAGCUUUGCCGGUGUCCUACUGUUUGGUCUAUGUCCCGUCUUAUGUGGUAUUGUUGAGCCUUCUGACUGAACACAACUUUCGGUCUCUAGAUCCUAUUGUCAGAGGACAAAUCUUUGUGUCCCUCGCCCGGUUCUAUCUCUACCAUUAUAACUACCCCUACCGCAUAUACAACAAAUUCAACACCGGCGGCGGGCAGAGCACCUCGCUGGCUACAAGUUCCAUCCUACAUGACUACAUGGACACCAGUAUGAUCUGGGCUGGUAAGCUUGAAAACGCCAUGACAUUCCAACUCCUCUACCCGAAUGCCGGAAGCCACUCCGGGUACAUCCAGAACGGCGAUGAAGUCUAUCUUAAUCUAUAUGACAAAGACGCAAAGGAACUUGGUUGGGCAGAGCGCAUUCUGAAUCCCUCGGACUGCGUGGGCUUGGAUUAG
Molecule: messenger RNA, 2388 nt
Organism: Aspergillus affinis
Lineage: Eukaryota; Fungi; Ascomycota; Eurotiomycetes; Eurotiales; Aspergillaceae
Product: rhamnogalacturonate lyase B
Exons: 3
Coding region: 1-2388 (795 amino acids)
Biological process (GO): carbohydrate metabolic process
Molecular function (GO): carbohydrate binding; catalytic activity
Source: RefSeq, a predicted model, not a curated record